Molecule: messenger RNA, 1611 nt
Organism: Ziziphus jujuba (common jujube)
Lineage: Eukaryota; Viridiplantae; Streptophyta; Magnoliopsida; Rosales; Rhamnaceae
Product: protein STRICTOSIDINE SYNTHASE-LIKE 5-like
Exons: 4
Coding region: 207-1364 (385 amino acids)
Biological process (GO): biosynthetic process
Molecular function (GO): strictosidine synthase activity
Source: RefSeq, a predicted model, not a curated record
AUCUACCAAAAAAAAAAAAAAAAAUCACCACCAUUCAAUAAAUAUAUAUAUGUAUAUAUAUAUAUAUAUAUAUAUAUGCUGCCAAAAAAUACCAGCGCACAUCUUGAAAACCACCUCAUUUUCUUCCUUCACAAAACUUCAAACUGAAACAGUGCAUAUUAUAAUUAUCUCCUUCAGCUUCGAAACAUUCUCAACCUCUCAAGCCAAUGGCCGAAACAAAGACCAACCCUGGACCCGGUUCGCCUGAACAGGCCUCAUCAUCAUGGCCCUUCACUGUUUUUCUCUUCUCCGUCGUUCCCGUUGUGGCAGCUCUGCUUCUCUACCGACUUGACUCGUUCGACCCGGCUCCUAUUCCCCACCACGACUUGGAUGGCCCCCUCAUUGCCGCUCCAACCCGUAACGACAGAUUGCUCCAGGGGUCGGAGUUUGUGGGAGCCGGGUCUUUGGCUGCACCGGAAGAUAUCGCUUACAAUUCCAAGUCGGGUCUGAUUUAUACGGGUUGUGUAGACGGGUGGAUCAAGCGAGUCACGGUGAACGAGUCGGCUGCUGACUGCUUGGUGGAGAAUUGGGUUAACACGGGAGGCCGGCCGCUUGGACUCGCUCAUGGGCUUCACAAUGAGGUUAUCGUAGCCGAUUCAGAAAAGGGGCUACUAAGCAUAAAUGAAGAAGGGGUGGUAGAGCUGUUGACAGAUGAAGCGGAGGGUGUAAAAUUCAAGUUGACGGACUGCGUGGAUAUAGCAAAAGAUGGUAUGAUUUACUUCACGGAUGCUUCACAUAAAUACAGUUUGAAAGAUUUCAUAUGGGAUAUUUUGGAGGGUAAGCCCAAUGGUAGAUUGCUCAGCUACGACCCAAACACAAAACAAACAAAAGUGCUGGUCUCUGACCUUUACUUUGCUAAUGGGAUUGUAGUUUCACCCGACCAGAAUUACGUCAUCUUCUGCGAAACCCCUAUGAGAAGAUGUAGAAAGUAUCAUAUAAAAGGAAAGAAUAAAGGAAGUGUUGAGAAAUUCAUUGAUCAUUUGCCGGGAAUGCCUGAUAACAUCCGUUAUGAUGGUGAAGGACUUUACUGGGUUGCCUUGGUUACGGAAGCUACCUGGAUGUGGGAUUUGGCUUUUCGAUAUCCUUUCAUUCGAAAAGGUUUGGGGAUCGUGGAGAGAUACAUAGGUCGACCACGUAUGGAGAAGAAUUCUGGAGUUUUUGCGUUUGAUUUGGAAGGAAAACCUGUUGCACAUUAUUAUGAUCCUGGUUUGUCAUUGCUUUCAACUGGGAUUAAGAUCGGAAAUCAUCUCUACUUUGGCUCCAUUGUCUAUCCUUACAUUAUUCGCCUCGAUCUAAAUCAGCAUUCUGCAAAAGCCACUUCAUGAUGAUGAUGAUGAUGAUGGGCGGUUCGAAUACCUCCGAAUAGGACUCAAUUGUAUAUUUUUCUAGUUAAUAACGUUCUAUAUCUAUGUUUGGAAUAUUAUUGAAGCAAUCACAAAAUAAGCUUAUCGAUAUGCAGGUAAUUUUCAACGAAACUAAUGGAAAAUCAAAUUUGGCUUUUGUAUUUAUUGUAAAUUGUCUUCUAUGAAAACUUGUAAAUGAUUACAUAUAGAGCAUGUUUAUUUGUUAAUA